GCAGGACCCUCGUCGACCAGGUGGCACAAUUGACGCACUUGCCCUGCGGGUUGGCCAGAUUUUCCCAACUGCUUCUGACCGAUUCCGCGCCAAUGUAUAAAACAUUUCGAACUCUGACCCGACGUAAUUGACAAGUACGCUUACUUUCUGUCCCUUGGAAUUCAUCGUAGCUCGAGCGCUGAGACUAUCGAAAUCUUGCGACAAUCGCUAUGGCUCCUUCAAACGAAGGCCUCACCAAUGGCUCUAGUCCCAAUCACACCAUUACGGUAACAUUAUCACAGCUUGCCCAGAUGAUCGAUCACUCCCUACUACAUCCCACCAUGACCGACGAUGACAUUUUGUCGGGACUCAAGAUCGCCAAACAGUACGGCGUGGCCACGGCAUGUGUCAAGCCUUAUCUCAUCCCCCUUGCGAAAAAGGAGCUCGAAGACACAGGAGUACGUAUCUGUCCUGUCAUCGGCUUUCCGCACGGCAACAGCACCACUGAGGUCAAGGUUUCCGAAGCCGAAGCGGCAGCGAAAGCGGGAGGUCAAGAGAUCGACAUGGUGAUCAACAUCGGGAAAGCUCUCGGGAAUGAGUGGGAAUACGUGACUGAAGAGAUCCGGCAGAUCAACGAGGUCGUGGUACGACAUGGAGCCAUCUUGAAGGUCAUUUUCGAGAAUGACUAUUUGGAAGAGAAGCACAUCAUCCGUCUUUGUCAGAUUUGCUCCGAUCUCGACGUGGCAUUUAUCAAGACUUCGACCGGCUAUGGCUUCGUGAAACAGCCCAACGGUCUCUACACCUACAAGGGGGCAACAGUCCCGCACUUGAAGCUGAUGAGGAAGCACUCAAAACCUAGCGUCCAGAUCAAGGCAGCGGGGGGUGUGAGAAGUCUUGAUGACUUACUGCAUGUCAUGUCAUUGGGCGUGACGAGAAUCGGGGCUACGGCCACGGUGACCAUUCUAGAGGAUGCAAAGAAGAGGGGGAUCACUGAGCAGCCGACGACAGUGCAGUUCGUGCCCAUCAAUGGAAGCGAGGGCGGUGGGUAUUAAAGUCAAUACAGAGUAUGGAUGGGUCACAGUGAGCGGCUCGUAUUUUCCGUUGUUUUGAGGGAGGGCUGCCAUGGGAGGGUGUUGCAUGAGGUACCAGGCGUCUGAGAGGUCUAAGCAUAGAGCAGCUAUACAACCGAGCGCAAAGUUCUUUCCUUCUAUCAUGGCGCCCAGUUGACACAAGACUUUAAAAAUAUACAGGCCAGUCUGUUGUCUCGA
This is a messenger RNA of Cladophialophora immunda, 1247 nucleotides long. RefSeq names its product deoxyribose-phosphate aldolase. The coding region runs from base 210 to 1031 and encodes 273 amino acids. The transcript has a single exon. Gene Ontology annotation, biological process: deoxyribonucleotide catabolic process; carbohydrate catabolic process. Gene Ontology annotation, molecular function: deoxyribose-phosphate aldolase activity. The record is from RefSeq and is a predicted model, not a curated record. NCBI's taxonomy places the organism in Eukaryota, Fungi, Ascomycota, Eurotiomycetes, Chaetothyriales, Herpotrichiellaceae. Gene Ontology annotation, cellular component: cytoplasm.